Molecule: messenger RNA, 1452 nt
Organism: Wyeomyia smithii (pitcher-plant mosquito)
Lineage: Eukaryota; Metazoa; Arthropoda; Insecta; Diptera; Culicidae
Product: probable serine hydrolase
Exons: 3
Coding region: 306-1373 (355 amino acids)
Source: RefSeq, a predicted model, not a curated record
GAGUGAAAGUGUAGAUGUGUUUUCUGCUUCAAAAUCAGCUGUCAAUUCGUGAAUGAAAUAUAAAAAAUACUAUCAGUUCUGCAUUCACGAUACCCCAGCCAGUUAACUCAUAAACUGUUUGUGUUUAAAUGCAGUUCUGCAGGUUGGAAUAAAAGAGAAUAGGUACGUGCAAUACAAACUGGUCGGCUGACAAGUGACGGAAGUGCUUCACACGCAUGCAAUUCAUACUUUUUUGCUGAUUAGAGUGAUAAAGAUUAGUUUUUAAACUUCACACCUCAUUUAUAUCGUGUUCCAUUUGUUAAGCAAUGUCCAAGUUCAAAACGCUCAUUCGUCAUACUACCCUUUUGACCCAAACCGCUCGGCGGCCUAGUGCAGCUUUACUCAGUUCAAAUGGGCAGCGCAACCUUCACACCCAGGAGGAGCAGGAGGAAGCGCGAUACGUGGUGAAACGCGAGGUCGAGGAAGUACGCAUUCCUGUCCCGUAUGGGGAAAUUGCCGGAAAAUGGUGGGGACCGAAAGAUGUACAACCCGUCGUGGUUUUGCACGGUUGGCAGGAUAAUGCGGGAACUUUUGAUAGGCUUAUACCGUUGCUACCACAUCACAUAAGCUUCCUAGCCAUCGACUUUCCAGGGCAUGGGCUAUCGUCGAGAAUUCCUGAUGGAAUGACUUAUCACUCACUCGAUAGUGUUUAUUUGAUGAAGCUUAUUAUGCAGGAAUACCAUUGGAAGAAAAUCUCAUUCCUAAGCCAUUCGAUGGGUUCCAUCGUUAGUAUGAUUUUCUCGUCGAUUUUUCCUGACAAGGUGGAUUUUCUUGUGGGAAUCGACGCACUGAAGCCACACAUUGCUGAUCCCGCAAAGCUUGCACCCCGUUUGGAACAGAAAAUCCCUCAGAUGCUCAUUGCGGAUAUGAGAAAUCGUGAAAGAACUGAACCUCCCAGUUAUACCUUCGAGGAACUUGUCAAUCGUCUACAUCAUGGUACGAAUAAAUCGGUAACUAAAGAAGCAGCACCGUACCUGCUCAAUCGAAAUAUCAAAAAAUCGACGAUGCAUCCGGACAAGUACUAUUUCACCCGGGACAGCCGGCUCAAGUACAGUGUCGGUGUUGGUUGGAGCCAGGAGGUGAAUCUUGAGCUUGCCAAGCGAAUGACUAUGCCGUACAUGUUCAUCAAAGCGCUACACUCGCCGUACUACGAGGACAAGAAGUACUUUGAAGAGUACGUGAACGUCGUCAGGGAGGUGAAUCCGCAGUUCCAGCUGGAAUUCGUGGACAGCACCCAUCAUGUGCAUCUCACAGAACCGCAGAAGGUAGCACCGUUGAUAACGGCGUUCCUGUGUAAACACUGGCACAAGCAGGCGGAUCUCGGUCAUAAGUAGUCGUAUUAUUUUUUCCUAUCUGAAUUAUCGGUAAAAUAAAUCAGUUGUUAAUGUUGUAUUAUUUUAAUACAUUUUUAAA